Tribolium madens (black flour beetle) is the source of this 2889-nucleotide messenger RNA. RefSeq names its product hormone-sensitive lipase. Gene Ontology annotation, cellular component: cytosol. The record is from RefSeq and is a predicted model, not a curated record. The transcript is spliced from 9 exons. Gene Ontology annotation, molecular function: triacylglycerol lipase activity; sterol ester esterase activity. Lineage: Eukaryota; Metazoa; Arthropoda; Insecta; Coleoptera; Tenebrionidae. Gene Ontology annotation, biological process: cholesterol metabolic process; triglyceride catabolic process. The coding region runs from base 143 to 2389 and encodes 748 amino acids.
GUCAUGCUCAUGUCACCAAAAUACAAGUAGAACUUCGCCUAAUUUUUAAUGUAAACAUUAUUUAUCUAAUCUCAUCCAAAUCUCAAGCUACAUGAACAAAUACAUUAACACGUAAACAAACAAAAUUUGAAAGUGUUUUGAAAUGACAGAUCAGGAUAAUGUGAUAAACGGCCUAGAACACAAGGAAGCAAGUGCCUCGAAUAUCGAGGUGUUGAAAGAUCUGUGUGAGAACAAUGCGAAUUUUUUUGCACAAGAUACAAGCGAAAAUGGGCAACGACUGUAUAUUUCCUUUAUGGGAAUUAAAGAAAAUCUGGAUGAAAUUUCCCAGAAAAUGGCACGAAUUGCAUCAGAAGUCCACAGAUUUGAUUUUGAUGAAAAUACUCCAGGAAACGGGUAUAGGAGUUUUUUGAGUGUCGCCAAUUCGGCGAUUGAUUAUGGAAUAGCGUUGAACAAAAAGAUCUGUUUGAAAAGGGCCAGUGCUUUCUUCAGGAAGUCACAAUUAACAAAGGAUGUGGAGUCUUGUGCCCACUUAAUUGCAAGUCUGGAUACAUGUUUCAAACAUUUGGAAACGUUGUUAUCCUGGAGUAGUGCAGGAAAUUUGUUUCCUGAUGAAGAACAUUCCCCUCAAGAACUGUUAUCCAACUAUGAGGAUAUAAAUCAGUAUUGUUUUUAUGGUCGUUGUAUGGGAUUUCAAUUUUGUGAAUCAUUGAAAAACAUUUUACAAUUUAUCUCAAUGUCAAUGGCAAUUUUUUCCGAAAUUUAUUACAAUGAAGGUUCCUUUUUUGCAAAAGCUACCACUUCGUUAAUGGCUACUUCAAAAUACGUCAAUGAUCCUGAACAAAGAGCAAGAAGAAUUGUAAAUAUUUCACAAAAUGCUGAUGUAAAUUUCUGCAAAGCUUUUUGGUUUCUUUCUGAAAAUGAAUUAAUGACUAACAUGCCAUAUGUGGUUGCACCAAGUGUGGCAGUUUCCAGAAUUAUCAGUUUGCCCCCUGAACCUUUCACUCUUGAAGUUGAUGGUCAAGAAAUUGAUGUUCCUGUCCCAUCGUCCCAUAUUGGUAGAAAACCAGUCCAAGUGCGCCUUAUCAGUCAUGAAGUCCAUGAAGGCAUGAUUGGAGAAGCUUCAAAUAAAUACAAAAGUAAACCACCAGCAAGAGGCCUCAUUAUACAUUGUCAUGGGGGCGGAUUUGUUGCUCAAUCCUCUUUAUCACAUGAGUGCUAUUUGAGGGAGUGGGCAAAACAGUUGAAAGUACCUAUUUUGAGCAUUGAUUACAAUUUAGCGCCUGAGGCCCCCUUUCCAAGGGCUCUGGAAGAGGUCACUUAUGCCUACUGUUGGGCCUUGAAGAAUUGUCAAUUGCUAGGAAGCACAGGUGAGAGAAUAAUAGGCGCUGGAGAUUCGGCUGGAGCAAACUUGCUUCUUUCGACUACUCUAAAAUGCCUAAAUUUGGGCAUUCCGCCCCCGAUGGGCCUAUUCGUAGCAUACGUGCCUACUUUAGUAAAUUUCGUACCUUCGCCGUCUCGCUUAUUAUGUAUGAUGGAUCCUUUGCUACCGUUUGGCUUUAUGAUGCGUUGUUUGAAAGCUUAUGCAUGUCCUGACAAUAAAAAAGUGGAAAAUUGCGACCAAACUUCGGAUACUGAAAGUUUCGAAGAAAUAUCUGAAUCAGAUUUGAUGGAAUUGCAAGCUCACAAAUCACCGGUGUCUGAAACGUCCGAUACUUUGACUUACGGGUCUUUAAAUUCUGGUGGAGAAGAUGAUAGAAACAAAGAUGUUGAUUUGCAGCAGUCACAUAUCGAGAAUAGUCAAAAAUACGUUUCUGAUUUUUUGGAAAAGUACGUUUUGGAUUCUGAUACUGAGACUGACGGAACGAGAGUACCUGUUUUAAAACACGAAAGCGCAACUUCGUCUCAGUCAAUUGAUGAUUCUUUGCAAAGUAAAGUUUCGAGUUUUGUUUCAAAUUUGAAAUGGCGGUUCAACAGUUGGAUAGCAGAGAAGGCACAAGUUGGGGUGGAUUUUAUGGUACCAAGGAGUGCGAGUGCUGCUGAAAAAUAUCUAGAUUUGGACAGGCAGGGUAGUUUACUUGAUGAAUUCAAAUUUACAGUUCCCAAAGAUCCGUAUUUGAGUCCGUUUUGUGCUAAGGAUGAGGAUUUAGAGCGAUUUCCGCCGGUUCGGGUUCUGACCGUUCAUUUAGACCCCUGUUUGGACGAUUGCGUAAUGUUUUCAAAACGAUUGAAGGACUUAAAUAAAGACGUCCAUUUGGAUAUUUUAUCGGGGUUACCACACGGUUUUCUAAAUUUUUCUUUGAUUUCCAAAGAAGCCUAUGAGGGUUCCAAGCUUUGUAUAAAAAGAAUUAACGAGCUCUUGAACUUAGAUAAUCUGCCUCCACUACAAUAAUUUUUUAUAGGUACAAGUAGGAAAUAAAUGGGACUCUAGACUAGAUUUCGCUCUCUCAAAAGAACACAUUUAAAAAUUUCUGUCCAGUAUAUAAAGUAUUUUUUAUACAAAUUUAAGGUGUGUUGUAGGUGUUUUGAAUUAAUACACGGUUUCUUAAGUUCUACGAAGAGAAAACUAAGUAUUUUUUGUUGCAAAUAUUGUUGAAAAUGAUUUUCAGGUACCUGGAAAUUUUUUUUAUUUUUACGGCUGUGUUUAAAAAUCUUUUUGCUGCUAAGAUUUAUCAUUUGGUGCCUAAUCAAUUCGACUAAUCCAUAUUUAGCAGUACAUCAAAUUAUAAGUCCAUAGCAGUAUUAGAAAAUGAUUGUAUUUACAUUUCCUUAUAUAUCUACCAAAGUGAACUUGUUGCGUAACUUAUAGUGAUAAUUAUUUGUGCAAGUAGAUCUGAUUGUCAACAUUUAUACAAUGUAUUUAUUGGAUAUUGUAAUGGUAAUAAAUUAUUA